AUGGACGCGGCCGAAGUGGAGUUUCUGGCCGAGAAGGAGCUGGUGACCAUUAUCCCGAACUUCAGUCUGGACAAGAUCUACCUCAUUGGGGGAGAUCUGGGGCCCUUUAACCCUGGCUUACCGGUGCAAGUGCCUCUGUGGCUGGCGAUUAACCUGAAACAAAGGCAGAAGUGUCGGUUGCUUCCUCCGGAGUGGAUGGAUGUGGAAAAGCUGGAGAAGAUUAGGGAUCAUGAACGAACGGAAGAAACUUUUACCCCUAUGCCUAGCCCUUACUACAUGGAACUGACCAAACUCCUGCUAAAUCAUGCUUCAGACAACAUCCCCAAAGCCGACGAGAUCCGCACCCUGAUCAAAGAUGUGUGGGACACUCGCAUAGCCAAGCUCCGGGUGUCCGCUGACAGCUUCGUGAGGCAGCAGGAGGCGCAUGCCAAGCUGGAUAACUUGACCUUGAUGGAGAUCAACACCAGCGGGGCUUUCCUCACACAGGCGCUCAAUCACAUGUACAAACUCCGCACAAACCUGCAACCUUCUGAAAGUACCCAGUCUCAGGACUUCUAG
This is a messenger RNA of Pteronotus mesoamericanus, 558 nucleotides long. It is a transcript of the gene GINS2, whose product is annotated as GINS complex subunit 2. The transcript has 5 exons. The record is from RefSeq and is a predicted model, not a curated record. Bases 1 to 558 code for a protein of 185 amino acids. Gene Ontology annotation, cellular component: GINS complex; nucleus. NCBI's taxonomy places the organism in Eukaryota, Metazoa, Chordata, Mammalia, Chiroptera, Mormoopidae. Gene Ontology annotation, biological process: DNA replication; double-strand break repair via break-induced replication.